GUCUCCGUCGUCUCCUACGCAACCGAUCAAGCGCGCUCAAUGAUCUGCAAGGCGCCGUAGCCUACUGUGCUCAAGGUCUACCUCCUCAUCAUCAUCUUCUUCUUCUUCUUCUCGUCAUCUCCUGCUUCAACGCUAUAGGACUUGGCUGGAAUGUCCCUCCCACGGGAGGCGGCGGCGGCGGCGGCGCCUUUGCUCAGGCUACGCGACGAAUAUCGAUCGACGCAUCCCUUCUCGGAAGUCUUCCCGCCACCCUAUCGCGUCAUUCUCCUUCUCAGCCUCGGAGUACUAUGCUGGGCAGCUAACAUACACGGGCUUCGAGUGUUGGGUCUCAAGCCGGAUGAGCUUCUUGCUGCUAGUGGCAGUGGACCACGAUUGGGGGAGGAAGCCGAGGACGACGAGGAUGGGGCUGCGGGACCAGCGCCUUUGCCCGUUCAUGCGACGAGGAAGCAUGGCAGUGAAGAUGGGCAGGGAGAGGCAGGCUUGUCAAUACGAGGCGGCAGUAGCAGCAAUGGCGUCAAUGGGUCUCACCACGUCGAAAGGCACUGGAUCUCUUACGCUCCCCGCGGCAUCUACGGCAUCGCCGCCAUGCUGGCCGCCUGGGCGUUAGGGCAUUGGUUCUUCUUUCGCCUCUAUGUCUCACGCCAGGGCGACCCAAGUGGGCGUCACGCGCAAGCCUUUCAAGGCAUAGCGGUCCUGGGCGUCUUCGUUGCUGCACUCUGGCCGGGCAAUGUUCUCUACAAGGGGAGACGCAAACAAUCCCUCCUGCCGCUCCUUCUGCCGCGCCCUCUGUUCUUUCGCGCCCCGACCUUUCCCUCCAUCCUCCUAGCAGACAUCCUCACGUCCUUUGCCAAAGUCUUCGGCGACGUAUGGCUGACGGCCUGCUUCCUCGUGCCACGGAAGGAGCACCACACCUGGUGGAACGGAAGAGGUUCGUGGGUCGUACCCGUCCUGGUAUCGUACCCGUAUGCGGUCAGGUUAAUUCAGUGCUUGGCUGAGUAUAGGUAUAGCAAGGGACCGGCCGCAUACGGCGGGGCAAUCAAGCAGAAGAGCCGACGACCCCUGGCAAACGCACUGAAGUACGCUAGUGCUUUUCCCGUCAUCUGUGAGCAUGAGAGGGCAACUUACUUGAUAGCGUUGGCCUGGGUUCACUCGUCAUCCUUUACCUCUCUUCGCUCGCACGUAGGGAUCUCCGCCUCUCAGUCCUCACGCGCCGGCGCCGUUCCAGACCAAGACGAGGACGGAGGCUCCCUCUGGCGCUGGUGGUUCCUCUCUGUCCUGGUCAACUCUCUCUUCUCCUUCUGGUGGGAUGUGACCAAUGAUUGGGGAUUGGAAGUAUUCAAGCCGGAGACGUGGACAAGCAAGGAGCACCAUCAGCAGCAGCAACACAACCAGCAGAGGAGACGAAGCUCGUUUGAUGGGAACGGAGUGGAACAAAGACCAGGGGGGAUGCAUCGCCGCGGUUUGAGUACGUGGCCUGCACCAAGAGGAGCAGCUGUGAACGAGGCGGUUGUAGAUGAGUAUGGAGAGGAAGAGGGGAUGGAAAGUGGGGACGCCUCCUCUUCUGCUCUGCUUGAUGUGCCGUUGCGCUCCUCACCUUCGCGCUCACACCAUCUCCAUGGUCAUUCCCACGGCCACGCACGGCAAGCCUCACGCCUGCUGCGUCGUCCCUCUGAAGGGUUCCCCACCCUCUUCCCGCCCACGGUAUACCAAGCCGCCAUCCUCCUCGACCUGGUGCUCCGCUUCACCUGGUCGCUCAAGCUUUCCCCUCACCUGGCGCAGCUGGUGGAUCUGGAGAGUGGAGUCUUCGUGCUCGAGGCGCUUGAGAUUUUGAGAAGGUGCGGCUGGGUCUUCCUCAGGUGUGAAUGGGAAAGUGUAAAGAGAAGAAGAGCUAGAGAGGUGUUGCGCGGGGGCAGGGUCAGGGAGGGGGUCAAGGAGGUGGAUGAGGUCAUACUGGAAGGACUGCAGAGAUGAGGUCGUGUGGGCGAACGGAAAGUAGUGGAUCGCAGCAGAACGCAACGCAAGCGCAUG
Jaminaea rosea is the source of this 2028-nucleotide messenger RNA. RefSeq names its product EXS-domain-containing protein. NCBI's taxonomy places the organism in Eukaryota, Fungi, Basidiomycota, Exobasidiomycetes, Microstromatales. Gene Ontology annotation, cellular component: cytoplasm; membrane. Bases 151 to 1971 code for a protein of 606 amino acids. The record is from RefSeq and is a predicted model, not a curated record. The transcript has 3 exons.